Messenger RNA from Mirounga angustirostris (Northern elephant seal), 423 nucleotides. Its product is annotated as trefoil factor 2-like. NCBI's taxonomy places the organism in Eukaryota, Metazoa, Chordata, Mammalia, Carnivora, Phocidae. Gene Ontology annotation, molecular function: CXCR4 chemokine receptor binding. The transcript is spliced from 4 exons. The record is from RefSeq and is a predicted model, not a curated record. Gene Ontology annotation, biological process: negative regulation of gastric acid secretion; chemokine-mediated signaling pathway; maintenance of gastrointestinal epithelium. The coding region runs from base 1 to 423 and encodes 140 amino acids.
AUGGGAUCUCGAAGCGUCCAGCUCCUGGCCGUGCUCCUCGUCCUGGGGGACAAGUGGCUGUGUUCCCUGGUGGCGGCCCAGAAACCUUCCCCCUGCCAGUGCUCACGGAUCGCAGUCCAGAACAGGAAGAACUGUGGCUUCCCGGGCAUCACCCCUGAGACGUGCUUCGGCAUGGGAUGCUGCUUUGACUCCACAGUCCCCAAUGUCCCCUGGUGUUUCCACUCCCUUCCAAAGCAAGAGGCGGAGCAGUGUGUCAUGGAAGUGUCCGCCCGUAGGAACUGCGGGUACCCGGGCAUCAGCCCUCAGGAGUGCGCGUCCCGCAAGUGCUGCUUUUCCGACACUAUCGUCAACGUGCCCUGGUGUUUCUUCCCAAUGUCUGUGGAAGAACAUCAGGGUGAGCCACAGAGCGCAGCAGAGACCUAA